UGCGGAGCCGGCCGGGUGGCUCCUGCGAUGGCGGCGGAAGAGGAGGCUGCGGCGGGAGGCAAAGUGUCGAUGGAGGAGAACCAGUGCGUUGCUCCUGGGGUUCCCAGUCACGUGAGCCCAGGGACAAAACCAACAGCUGUUGGAUGCUUCAGCUCACCUGUGACAGAGUUUCCAAGAAAACGCAAAGGAAGUGAUUCAGACCCAUCCCAGUCAGGAAUCAUGACAGAAAAAGUGGUGGAAAAGCUUUCUCAGAAUCCCUUUACCUAUCUUCUUUCAACAAGGAUAGAAAUAUCAGCAUCCAGUGGCAGCAGAAUGGAAGAUGGUGACCAACAAGUAAAAAUGAAGUCCUUCAGAGAAGCUCAUAGCCAAACCGAAAAGCGGCGGAGAGAUAAAAUGAAUAACCUGAUUGAAGAACUGUCCGCAAUGAUUCCUCAGUGCAAACCCGUGGCACGUAAACCGGACAAACUCUCAGUUUUAAGAAUGGCUGUUCAGCACUUGAAAUCUUUAAAAGGCAUGACAAAUUCUUAUGUAGGAGAUAAUUAUAGACCUUCAUUUAUUCAGGAUAAUGAGCUCAGACACUUAAUCCUUAAAACUGCAGAAGGCUUCCUAUUUGUGGUUGGAUGUGAGAGAGGGAGAAUUCUCUUCGUUUCUAAGUCGGUCUCCAAAACACUAAAUUAUGAUCAGGCUAGUUUGACUGGACAAAGCUUAUUUGACUUCUUACAUCCAAAAGAUGUUGCCAAAGUAAAGGAACAACUUUCGUCUUCCGAUAUUUCACCAAGAGAGAAGCUAAUAGAUGCCAAAACUGGUUUGCAAGUUCACAGUAAUUUCCACACUGGAAGGAUGCGUAUGUAUUCUGGCUCAAGACGAUCUUUUUUCUGUCGGAUAAAGAGCUGUAAAAUCUCUGUCAAAGAAGAGCACGAGGGCUUACCCAACUCAAAGAAGAAAGAGCAUAGAAAAUUUUAUACUAUCCACUGCACUGGAUACUUGAGAAGCUGGCCUCCAAAUAUUGUUGGAAUGGAAGAAGAAAGGGACAAUAAGAAAGAUAACAGUAAUUUUACCUGCCUUGUUGCCAUUGGAAGAUUACACCCAUACAUUGUCCCCCAGAACAGUGGAGAGAUUAAAGUGAAACCAACUGAAUUUAUAACCCGGUUUGCAAUGAACGGAAAAUUUGUCUAUGUAGAUCAAAGGGCAACAGCAAUUUUAGGAUAUCUGCCUCAGGAACUUUUGGGAACUUCUUGUUAUGAAUAUUUUCAUCAAGAUGACCAUAGUAAUUUGACUGACAAGCACAAAGCAGUCCUACAGAGUAAGGAGAAAAUAUUUAUAGAUUCAUACAAAUUCAGAGCAAAAGAUGGCUCUUUUGUAACUUUAAAAAGCCAGUGGUUUAGUUUCACAAAUCCUUGGACCAAAGAACUGGAAUAUAUUGUGUCCGUCAACACUUUAGUUUUGAGGCACAGUGAGACUCGAGAAGCAUCAUUUUUUCCUUGUAGCUCUCAUUCAUCAGAAGAAUCCUCUAAACAGUCAUGUACUAGUGUGCCUGGAAUGUCUACUGGAACUGUACUUGGUGCGGGUAGUAUUGGAACAGAUAUUGCAAAUGAAGUUCUGGAUCUACAAAGGUUACGGUCUUCUUCAUCCCUUGAUGAUUCAAGUCCAACAGAUUUAAUGAAAGAUACUCCCACUUUAAACUGCAGAAAUAUGUCAAAUAAGGAGAUGUUUCCACUGAGUCCUUCUGAAAUGGGGGAGCUAGAAGGUACCAGGUCAAACCAGAGCACUGCUGCUGUCCCCAGUCAUGAACCACUCCUCAGUGAUGGUGCACAGCUGGAUUUCGAUGCCCUGUGUGACAAUGACGACACAGCGAUGGCUGCAUUCAUGAAUUACUUAGAAGCAGAGGGGGGCCUUGGAGACCCUGGGGACUUCAGUGACAUCCAGUGGACACUCUAGCAUUUGUUUUUUAACUCCAAAAAUGAGAAACGUUUUAAAGCAUUUCAUUUACAAAAAAAAAAAAAAACCUGUCUAUUCUUCCAUACUGUAUUGAUACUGUUUUUAUCUUUUAUCAAUGGUCUACCAAUUUUUAUAGAUUUGUACCUUACUCUCACCAGGGUGUGGGGAAAUACUAUGUUUUCCUCCCAAGGGAACCAGAAUUUAUUACAGAUCCCUUUACUCAAUGUAAUGGCUUAAAAUCCACAAAUUGCCAUAUUUUUGCUAAAAUAUUUCUAACCAAGAAUAUCACAUAUUGUUUUGUUUUUAUUUUUGAUGCAGUUUUUUUGAGUUUGAGUAAGGUAAUAUUUUGACAUUUUCCCUUGUGUCUAAGAUUCAUUUGUAAUAGAUUUAUAGAUUUGUGUAAUCUGUACAUUUCUAUUCCUUGUGCAUUUCCUUAAUUGAGGAUGGAUAGGGCUUACACACUUUAAGAAAAUGGUGAGUACUUGAACAUUUAAAGGGACAGUGCAAUUUAUAGUCAUAAUCACAGUGAAUACUGUAUUCAAUCUUUGUAGACUUAGGCAAGCACAGAGCCAGGAUAUCUGUGCUUAAUUGAGCACUUUAAGAUAGAUUUUAAGUGAGAUGAUUUCUUACUUAAAACUCAGAAAAUGUCAAAAAAAGUUUCAACUUUGCUUAUAGAAAAGGAAGGAUCUUGGGCCCUAGAUCUUGGUGAUUAACCUUUUCAUGUAAGAUUUAAUAUAACCACUGAAGAUUUUCAUUAUAGAUGGAGGUUUUUAAUAUUGAAAACAUACUUAGCAAUACAUUAGUCCCAGAGGAAAAUACAGGCCCAGGCAGAUUAAAUGUCUUGUGUAAAGUCACACAUUCAGUUCAUAUACUUUUUAAUAUUUAAUGUAUAUAAACCAGACACAUUUGGGAAUGCAGUGGUCUCAUUGGUUAAAUGAUUAAUUAACUGACCCAAGAACUAGUUACAGCCUUCUAGAUUAUUAGGCAAUUAGGUGUUAUUGCCUGUUACCAAAGGUAAUGAAAUAAAGGGCAAGAACAUUUUUUAGAUCAUGAGGCAAUGAGAAAUAAUUUAAAAACCAAUUUUCUAAUUAUAAUUUUAAAAAUGGGGAGCAUUUUUUUUAACAAUAAUUAAUCCAAAGGUGGUUCACAUUUAGUGUAAGUAUUAUUUAAAAUACUGAAUACCUUCUUGGGGAUCAUACUUUUAUAAUACUUUGUUUUAAUAGCUCUUUAUGGUUUACCAAGUAUAUUGCCAUAUAUUCUCUUUUGUGCCUCACAAAUGAGAGAAAGGCAGGCUGAGAAACUAAUGGGGAAGCCCUCAGGCUUUGAUGUGGGGUUCAAAUCCAGUUUUCUUUUUCUAGAUGGUGCUACACCUUUCCAGCAAAUUUCCCUGAGAGCCCCUCAUCAGAACAAAGCAUUAUUUUGACCCCACAUGCUAUUUCUUUAGCUGUAGGUGACAGUUUGGAACUUUCCUAAGACAUGUUAAUGACAAGCAUACCAACAGGCAAUAACCAAAAGCAAAUGUUUCCUUCCAGUGUGAAAUUUGCAGUGGCUGUGUGGGCAAGGAUGUAUUGGCACAUCCUCUUGAGCUGAUACAGUAUUCUAGCAACAUAGAGUCAGCACCAUGUCCGGUCUGACACUUGAGGACUUGAGUGACAUCCAAGUUCAGAAUAAGCCAAAGAGGUCCUACAAGAUGGAGGGGAUUGGUGUGCAGCAGCCUAAGCGUUGCAGUUAAGUCUGAAGAAGCAUGAAAGAUCAUAUCUGUGCUCUAAGUCAGGCCUGCCUACCAAUAUAACUUUUUAGGGGACCGAACCAGGUUGAGCUUAGCUUACAAAGAGUCUACCUCGGCCAGUGGUAGCGUGAUAGGUCAUCGUGGCUGGAUGGCCUCAAAAGUAGGUGGAGCAAACCCCGAUGGUGUAAGGAUUCUAGAAGCAGAGUUUCUAGAGACAGACCAAUGCUGCCUUGCACAGUGGCAGGUUUUUUCCUUGCAGGAGAAGGGGUUGUUACACGGACCAGGGAGCAGACAGCCAGUUGAAUGCUCUGUGUGUGAUUUGAAACUUUAUUAGUCCGCUCUAAUAUUUUUCUGCAGAUCCCCUUGUCCUGGACUCAGAAUCCAGUCCAUGCAUUGUGUGUUACCAUAGCUCUCUGAAUGUAGCAUCUUCUUCAAAAUGCAUUCCAUUAACUAAAUUUGAUUGCUGUUAGGAGUGACACAUUUUUAUGGCUUACACUAUAUUACUUUUUCCUCUUACAAAUCAAUUUCUCAGAUUUUUUUGUGAGAAAUACAUCUACAAAUUGCAUGAAAGUAUCACAAAAAACAAUACUCAUUUUCUUUUUAAGAAUGACCACUACAAUAAUGUAGCGGAGUGGGAAAAGUGCCUCAAAUCCGAAGACCCUUUCUGGUCUGAAUUUAGCUGUGUGACCUCAAGCAAGUUAUUUAAACUCUCUGUGCCUCAAUUUCCUCAUUUCAAAAAAGAGGUUGGAUCUCUAAGUUUACUUCCAUCUCUGAUUCUUUGACUCUAAUCCACAGGACUGGAGCAUUAAUUAAGGUGGCCCUUAGAAGUGUGCUGUCUGGUGCUGUAGCCACUAGCCACACGGGACUACUGAGCACUUGAAAUGUGGCCAGUGCAAAUUAAGAUGUCAAUGUAAAAUACAUGUCAGAUUUUGAAGAUUCAGUGUUACAAAAAGAAUGUAAAAUAUCACAUUAACAAUUUUACACUAAUUACAUGUUCAAAUGAUAUUUUGGGUAUACUGAAUUAAAUAAAACUUUAAAAUUAA
Lemur catta (Ring-tailed lemur) is the source of this 4710-nucleotide messenger RNA. It is a transcript of the gene BMAL2, whose product is annotated as aryl hydrocarbon receptor nuclear translocator like 2. Bases 28 to 1938 code for a protein of 636 amino acids. Gene Ontology annotation, cellular component: transcription regulator complex; nucleus; cytoplasm. The transcript is spliced from 17 exons. Gene Ontology annotation, biological process: regulation of transcription by RNA polymerase II. The record is from RefSeq and is a predicted model, not a curated record. Lineage: Eukaryota; Metazoa; Chordata; Mammalia; Primates; Lemuridae. Gene Ontology annotation, molecular function: DNA-binding transcription factor activity, RNA polymerase II-specific; RNA polymerase II cis-regulatory region sequence-specific DNA binding; protein dimerization activity.